Molecule: messenger RNA, 414 nt
Organism: Phytophthora nicotianae INRA-310
Lineage: Eukaryota; Oomycota; Peronosporomycetes; Peronosporales; Peronosporaceae
Exons: 1
Coding region: 1-312 (103 amino acids)
Source: RefSeq, a predicted model, not a curated record
AUGGCAGUCGAGAAUUCUCCAGCCGCAGAUCAAGAAGAACUUCCACUCAUGACGACUACGACAGCCCCGACCGAAGUGGCAGUAAUAACCAUCAGCACUACCGAGCGCAAGGAUGUUCAGGAGGAAUUCGGACUUCUCGAACUGUACGACAAAAUGACAUUCACGCAGAAGAUCGUUAUCGGCCUGUUGUGCAGUGUCGUGGCCCUCGAAGGAAUCUACUUGUUCGCGCUCGUCAUCAAGUACAUCGCCGAGUGGUUCAUCCUGCUUCUGGUGGUGACUCGACGAGCGAACCAACUACGAAUUCAACUCUAAGUUGUCCGUGAAAGAACACUGAACUGCAAGUGUUCCAAUGAUAUUAACGCGAGAAGAAACAUCAUAACUAUUGAGUAAAAUAUCUGUAUCUAACCUCGGCUU